AUUCAAGUUAAAUUCAGCACGUUGGGCAUGUGUUGCGCGUUCCUCUCUCCGUCCAUUGUAAAGAGAGUAGUGUAGAUGUAUCCUCCAACUCCCCAAGUUGAAUACGGUGAUUCUAGAUCCUUCAGCCCAGCCUCCGGACCACGCUGGCCUCUCGCCCAAAUAUAGGCGUUUCACCUGACACACCAGGGAUCGACUUGCUACUACUUCGCCUCUCUGAAGGACCCUUCGAUUUUCGUGGCUCAGCUAGAGGCAUAUCGGAAACAGGUACUGCAGUAGCUGCUGCUCUUUGGGGACUCAUGCUGGAUGAACGUGGUCGGGAUAUCACCUCACGAGAGGAUCUGGUGCGGGAAAACGGACUACCCACAGAUUCCUUUCUAGGAUUACUAUAAACGCCAGAGGGGCCACUAUCAGCACUGAGAAUACCCCCUUGUGCAUCUAAAAGUCGUCUGUAGGCGGAUAUUUCUGCUUCCAAGUUCAAUUUUGCGUCUGUCAGGGCAGCCAUCUCGGCAUGGGCUUUCGCAAGGGUUUCUUCAGCUGCUUCACGUUCUCUUGCUGAUGCUUCGAGCUCAACCUCGAUACGUCCUCUUAAUUCCUCGGCUUCUGCCGAAACAUCAUUCAACGCCUUUUCCAAAUAGGAAUUCUAUAGGUAUGAACAGAUAUAUAAAAUUAUUCGAGUGGAGUUUGAAGCACCUCUUAAGUAUUUUAAGAGUAAAUAUGUGCAUAUUGUCAAGCCGUUCAGUGAGUUUAAUUGAUAAUCAACAAUUCUAUGAAGUGAGCUAA
Molecule: messenger RNA, 780 nt
Organism: Rodentolepis nana
Lineage: Eukaryota; Metazoa; Platyhelminthes; Cestoda; Cyclophyllidea; Hymenolepididae
Source: the annotation of a GenBank genome assembly